Hydractinia symbiolongicarpus is the source of this 4870-nucleotide messenger RNA. RefSeq lists its product as uncharacterized. Gene Ontology annotation, biological process: BMP signaling pathway; cell differentiation; regulation of transcription by RNA polymerase II. Gene Ontology annotation, cellular component: heteromeric SMAD protein complex. Bases 138 to 2978 code for a protein of 946 amino acids. Gene Ontology annotation, molecular function: DNA-binding transcription factor activity, RNA polymerase II-specific; RNA polymerase II cis-regulatory region sequence-specific DNA binding; I-SMAD binding. The record is from RefSeq and is a predicted model, not a curated record. The transcript has 13 exons. NCBI's taxonomy places the organism in Eukaryota, Metazoa, Cnidaria, Hydrozoa, Anthoathecata, Hydractiniidae.
AUGUCUGCGCAGUUUUGUUGCGGUCACAACAUACAAGGGUGUCAACACGCUAUAUUUAUGUUCGAAAUAUCUUUUAAAAAUAUGUAAAAGUUUUGGUAACAUUAAAGCAAAUAUGUUGAAAAAAUCGACAUAAAUUUAUGGAAAGAACCUACAUGCCUCCGUUAGUUAGUAAAUGGAAAGAUGCUUUUGGUCCUACGUCGUCCACAAUGAGUAUAGUUGUUGAACUUUUGUGUUACACCACUUGCUAUCGUCAAGGAGGUGACUCUGAAAAAUUCGCGAGAAGAGCAAUUGAAAGCUUAGUUAAAAAAUUACGUAAAAAGUCUGAUGAAUUAGAAAGUUUAGUUAUCGCUAUAAAGUCGAAAGGAAGGCAACAUUCGAAAUGUGUAACCAUUCCUAGAACGUUAGAUGGAAGACUACAAGUUUGUGAGAGGAAGGGAUUUCCUCAUGUUAUAUAUUCCAGACUGUUUAGAUGGCCAGAUAUACACAAAAUGGAAUUACGACAUCUUGAAAUAUGCCAGUUUGCUUUUGAUCUGAAGUACGAUGUAGUGUGUGUAAAUCCCUACCAUUAUGAAAGGAUUUCUUCAACUCCAUCUCAACAAAAUGUAGUUGAUCCAUCUUUGUUUCACCGGCACCAACGUUCAUCACAGUCAGGUAGUGAAAAUGAACAAGGUUCAUCAAACAAAUUUCCAACUGGUCCUUCCAGAAUGUUAAUGCCAACAUACAAUGGUGGUACCUCUGCUGCUCCAUUGUUGCCGUCAAUAGCGAUAAGCUAUCCACCUCGAGUUCCUUGUGCUGCUGAUCCCUUUCCAAUUAUAGUUCAACACUUAUUGUGGAGAGCAGUCUCUUAUCAACAUGGUGUUGAAUCUGCUGAAAAUAGUUUUAACAGGAGAGCCAUUGAAUCACUAGUCAAAAAACUAAAAAAGCGGUAUAACGAAUUAGAUUCUUUAAUUACCUCUGUCACAUCAGGUGGUAGAAUAGAAACAAAAUGUGCAACUGUUCAGCGAACUUUAGACGGUCGGUUGCAAGUUGGUGAACGUAAAGACUUUCCACAUGUUACAUACACUAGAAUUUGGAGAUGGCAUGAUGUACAUAAAUUAGAAUUAAGAAGUAUAGACACAUGUUUGUAUGGAUUUGAUUUAAAAAAUGGAAAUGUAUGUGUUAAUCCUUUUCAUUAUGAAAGAAUCAAGCCGUCUGACUUGCGCUAUGGGUCAGCACCAUCCUCACAUUCUUCUCAUCUUAUGGAAGUUGCCGGGUUACAUUCAUAUCAUCCUUUCCACCGUAAAAUCAACAAUAGUGCAUCAAUGCUAGACAAAUCACAUAUUGAUGAUCGUAUGAGUACAGAUGAUCCAGCAUAUUUUCAAAGACAUAGCCCGAAAAGACACCAUUCAACAGAAAUGUUUGAUUAUGAUGAAACACAUUCAACGAGGUCUGCCAAGGACAUAAAGACGAGUCUUCCUGUCCAUAUUCCUAAGAAAAAAUCAAAAAGCGUGUCAGAAUUUAGAAGUUACAGUCGAGAAGACUUAUACAAAAGUUCAACUACAGCACCUAUUAAAAUAUGUGCAUUUUGUUGCUGUGAUGAAACCAAUGUAUGGUUUCAAGAUGAAAUCAAAUCCUAUGGUCCUGUUUCUAAGUUGGCUACUUCUCCUACAUCAAAUGGCAUAUUUCGUCCUUAUCUUGCAAAAUCAGAAGCAAGUUCUCAAUCCAGGACUCCUUCACCUGAUCAAAAAGAAGCACAAUCUGUUGAUGCGCAGCAUUUACCAAUGCAUGUUGGUUAUUUUUUUCGAUCCAGUGUAAAUUCCAUCAUUGAUGCUGACGAUUAUUUAUGGGCACACACUUUGUGUUUACAUUGGAGCAAAUCCACUGCGAAUAAAAACUCACCAGAUAAUAUUUUGCUUAUAAUGGCAUCUGCUUUAUCGCAGGUGUGCAAUUUCUGUGGUCAUUAUGGAGCCAGCAUCAACUGCAGUGUUCCUGAUUGUGCACAAAAAUAUCACUUACCUUGUGCGCUUAUUUCAAAAACAUAUCUUAAUUUUAAAGGUAUGCAAUUUUUUUGCACCGAACAUUUGGCAGUAGCAAAAGAACAAGCUGUUUGUAAGAAAUGUGAUGCUAGUGACGGUUAUGAACAUUUUGUCAGCUGCUCAACGUGUCAUGCAAAUUUUCACGCCAACUGCAAUCAUCCAGGAAUAUCAUUGAUUGGAAAGAAAAAAUUGAGUUUUCAAUGUUCGAAUUGUCGAAGCUGCGCAGUGUGCAGAAAUCCGUUAAAUCAUGAAGUCCAUAUCGAAUGUUCUUCAUGUGGACGAUGUUUUGAUUUUAACUGUGCACAUAUAGAUGGACCAAUAGACGAAAGAGAUCUCCUAACCUGGCUGUGUAGGAAUUGUAUUGGAGACUCGCAUGGCAAAUUUCCACAACGUCGUAAGCUUCAUUCAAAGCAUUCCGCUGAAUCUCCCUAUCAACGCCAACGAGCCGGACUAAAUGCCUUCUACAACUCUCCACCACGCUUGUCUUACGUAGAAAUGAAUGAAUUGUCGAAAGGACACUGUACAACAUGUAAAGAAGCGUGUAUUGAUCGAAUAAAGGGACAGGAUAUAAUUCGAUGCAGAAUGUGUGAAAAAUAUGCCCACGCAAUCUGUGAUCGUGUACCGGCAGAAUUGAUUGAAGCUCUUGUAGAGAAGAAUUUGUUUAUUUGUAAAACAUGUCGUCAUACAAAAUGUGAGAGGCGUGGUGCUAGAACUAACAUGAUUCAAAUGGCAUUGUGGUCGUCUGAUUCUCCCGCACCAUGGAAAAGUAUAUCCGACGUGUCGUCUGCAACUAACGACACAUUGUCAUCACCGUCAAAGUCUCCCGUGUUGACGUCAUCAUUUUUAAAUUAUGAACUACCAAUGAACGAAGACACGCCCACUUUGUGCAGUUUGGUUAUAAAUGAACCGCAUGUUUGGUCUCGAUUAAAAAUUAUUUAUUCUUUUGAAUACAACGGUAAAUGAGGCAAAACGGUAUUAGAAGAAUUUCUUGAAGAUGUAAAUUUUUAUUCUCUAUAAAAAACAAAAAAUGAUUUGUUUGAAACCUAUAGGAUUUCUAAACAAGUACAGACAUGCGCAGUAUAUAUUCCCUUUUACUCGAAAACAAAAGAAAGGGUAAAUUUCGCUUUUUCUUGUCGUUGAAGUUAGUUUUGUUGGAAGAAAUUCAAAUCGGCAUUUAUUCGUGUUAAUAAUUUACGGAAUAUAUAAUUAUUUAGAAAGACUGUUUUUGCGGUGACGUUUGUUUUUAGGAAUUUUUUAUGCCGCCUCUGUGAUACUAGAGAAAAUUACUUUUUUUACGGAAAUUAUUCUGUUACUUUAGGUGAGAACACUUUCUUUAGUGGUAAGUGAAGAAAAUAUUUUUUUUGUUUAUAUUGUACAGAUAUUUCGAUAUUUCUAUUUUUUUUCUUCAAUGUUGUUUUUUACUGGUGAAGAAAAACAACGAUGGUUGAUAGAUAUGAAAAAUUAAAAAUUAAAUUUGCUGUGGUUGCUAAUAUGAAGCAAUGGUAGCCGUAUUUCUUCACCGUAUUGCGUAGAAGCUGUAUUUUGACAGUGUCACUGCGGUUAGAAGAACUUCAGGUGGUUAUUCAAAACAUUAAAAUUUAAGCACCUCGGGGAAGCGUCUAUACAUUCAAAAAGCAUUGUUCUGAUCGUUGUUUUUCUUUUUAUUUACUAGUAGUUGGUUAGGUGAUUGCCCUUCGUAGAGGCUUUCGGUAGAUUACAACUUGGAGCAGGUCUUCAAUCACACAUGCUACGUCUAUAUUUUCAUGCGUUCAUGCGAGAUUUUGUUUUGUUCUAUGGGAGGCGUCUUUUUGUGCGAAUAUCGGCUUCGCGAGACUAGAUAGAGUAAAUAUACUGCAUAAAUUGACAAAAAAAGAAAUAUUAGAAACAAAAAACGUGGCAUAUUAAAGUUAAUUUGUUAGCUGUGCAAACAUAAGUUGUUUCUCCGUGUGAAGCGUAUAAGUUAACGAGAAGAUAUUUGUAAAUUACUGUAAAUACGAUAUUUUGAAAAAAAUGAAAAUACUGUAUUGUAGGGUAGAAGUGAUAAUUCAAUCUAAUAUCAGUGAAACAUAGGGUGUGGCUCACUGUUAGCAUAAAACACCAUCCUAUGUUGUUGGGCUUUUUUCUAACUAAUUUUUGGAUCAAUUACAUGCCUGAAGCGAAAUUCGAAAUAACGUGAGAUUUUUAGCUGAAGUAAAAAUUUUACAUGUCAAAAAUGUGAUGGAAAAAAUUAAACCAAAACAAUUUUUACUGUACUUACGAUUUUUUCCAUGCAUGUUAGGUAAAGCAAAUAAUGGUAUUUUCGCGCAAAUUUUUGCUAUUUUUAAGUCGACAUUUCAAUAAUUAUUAUUUGGUUUGAGUUUCAGCUCGGAUACGUGUAACCCAAAUCAGGAAAAAAAUUGCUAACUUUUCUCGGUAAAGUUAUUUUGUCCAAUAAUUACGUAUACAAUAAUAUGCAGUGUGGUGCUAACCUCCCUAAAUUAUGAUUGGUCAGUUCAUAGGUAUACCGGAUUACCCAAUCAUUUUGCACUAUUUCUAUUAGUUCAUUUUUCUCUAAUCUGCAACCUCAGAAAUGUUACGCACGAAGAUAUAAUGAAAUCAAAUUAGGAAAACCAAUAUAGUUUGGGAUACAGUCCCUCUGUUUCGUUACCAGUUUAUUUUAUUUUAUAUUUAUUUAGUUUUUGUUUUUUAAUUAUAUUUCCAUGUAACCAAUUUACGGUUUACUGCCAUUUCUUGAUUGUAUAUACAACUCAUGUUAUUCAUGCAAACAUAAUAUAAACAAUAUAUACAAUAUAUAAAUACGUAUAUAUAGGACAGUUGUUUUGUGGUGGUGGAGAAAUAUAAAGUCAUCAGCUAUA